This is a messenger RNA of Aspergillus steynii IBT 23096, 646 nucleotides long. Its product is annotated as DUF3602 domain-containing protein. The record is from RefSeq and is a predicted model, not a curated record. Lineage: Eukaryota; Fungi; Ascomycota; Eurotiomycetes; Eurotiales; Aspergillaceae. The transcript has 5 exons. The coding region runs from base 35 to 430 and encodes 131 amino acids.
CAGACUCUCAUUACCCACAGCCCCGCAAUCCAUCAUGGGCGAGCAUGAACCUGUCGUCUCACAUGGCCGAGGAGGCCAAGGAAACAUCGGCGCCGACUCAACCCCCUACGUCGAUGGCGGUAUAGUCCGUGAAGGAGCCUACGGUGACCAGGGCGAUGGCGCUUAUUCUGCCGGCCGAGGCGGCGCCGGUAACAUCGGUUCUCCACACGUGCGUCCAACGAGCAGACAACCCCACGACGCGGAGGUCGUUCCCGAGCUUGCGAUCCGCAAUUCCGGCGAGGGAGAUUAUCACGUUGGGCGCGGCGGUCAGGGAAACGUACACCUCGACGAAGAACACAAGAAAGAGAAAGAGGAGAAGAAGCAUCAGAAGUCGCUAGCUCAUGAGGGCCUGGCGGAUAAGUUGAAGCAUAAGCUGUUGGGGAGGAAGUAAUGGCGCGGGACUCUUCCUGCCCUCGGAUAGCUUGCUACCUAUAUCCUGGUUUGUAUGAGGGAUAUGGGCUGUGGUGAUUGAUUGGAUUGAUUGGGUUGAUUGGGUUGUUCGAGGGUGCUGUGCUCAUCAAGUCUGCCCAUCUUUUCUUUGCGAUGCAUUUGUUUCUUGUGUCUUUUGUGAUUCCCAUGUUUGUUUAUUUGUUUACUGUAAGUAGCU